This is a messenger RNA of Leptomonas pyrrhocoris, 2319 nucleotides long. RefSeq lists its product as hypothetical. The record is from RefSeq and is a predicted model, not a curated record. The transcript has a single exon. NCBI's taxonomy places the organism in Eukaryota, Euglenozoa, Kinetoplastea, Trypanosomatida, Trypanosomatidae. The coding region runs from base 457 to 2319 and encodes 620 amino acids.
GAGCCCGACGAGGAUAAUAAUAGCAGAAAAGAACCCAAACGGGCUGCUCGGAUAUCUUCGCCGGCGCGAGGGGCAUAAGGCGGGAAACGACGACGUUAUUCUUGUUUUUCUUUCUUUCUCGUUUCUCUCCCUCUUCACGACUCCCGGCCCUGACGAGCGGCGCAGCACGUGGAAAAGGCCGCGCGGUGGUUCAUCACAUCCACACAGCAGCGUACAUGUGAACACGUACACACACAAACCCAAGCACUCCAGCAAGGGAACAUAGAAGCACGCUCCACUUUUUUUUUUGCAAAUUCUUCGUCAUCAUACAUUAGAAAGCCAUUCUCGUUUUGUAAACCGUCUCUCUCGCUUUGUCGGAACUGCGUGACACGAGGAGCCUGCGCCAUUCAUACACACACACACACACGAAGGAAAGCACAUCUACCACAUAUUCGGUACAAUAUUAUAAGGAAAGAAAUGCAAGCGGUAUCCGGCAAUGCUAACCCAGCGCAGCCAAAUGCCGGUGCUGCUGGUGCGGCCCAUGGGAGUAGUCCCGCCACUCCUACAAGCCCCAACGUUGCCGCCCUCCAAGCCGAGGUGCACCAACUCCUCGAGCGACUCAACAUCAGCAACGAGUGGAACAUGCGGCUGAACCAGCAAAUUAGCGAGCUCACCCAGCUGCCGCCGGGUGACGUGCAGCAGAUGCGACAGCGGAUGCUUGACCCCGAUAUCGCCAUCCCCUUGCUUCAGUGCUACGACGCCGUUAUUCAGGAGAAGACCGAGGAGGUGGAUCAGCUGCGGAAGGAGAAGGCGGAGCUGCAAGGCCAGCUGGACGCGUUUAAUCGGGAUCAGCUGGACGUGGCGAAUGCGGUGCGCAUGGCCGAGGACCUCGUCAAGAGCGUGCAGGGCAAGUCCUCCGACGAGGUGCAGCGCUACGUGACGGCGGUGAGGGAGCUGCAGGAGGAAACUGUCCGUCUGCGCCUGGAGGUGACGCGCGCCCUCGACGCGGAGAACGCAGCGAAGCAAAGCGCCCUCCACGCCAGCGAGGCGGCCUCAUCGCUCCAAAAGGCUCUCGAGGCGGCAAAGCAAGAGGCAGCAAAGGCGCAGGAGGCGCUGCAGGUCGCCGAGCGCAGGGGGAGGCAGCACGCACAGCAGGCAGGCGAGGACCAGAUGGGCCUCGCCGUGCAGCAGGUGCAGCAGCAGCUGCUUCAGCAAGAAAACGCGGACAAGUCGCAAGAACUAGAGCGAUUGCGGGCGAAGAUGGUGCAGGCGUUGCGGCAGACAAGCGACAAUCACGCGGCACACCUGCGCAUUGUGGAGGAGCGCCAUCGCAUGGUGCUGGAGGACCUGCGCAGCGUGAACCGCACGCAGGAGUUGGAGCUGCUGAAGCUGCGCGCGCAGCUCGCACGGUGGGACCCGGCGAACCCGUCGAACCUGAGCCUGUCUGGUCACGGUAGUGGGACUGGGGGCUCCGUCCGAAUGCAGAGCACCGCGGAGCUGCUCGAGGCACAGACUCGACAGGCACGCGAGAUGGAGGUAAAGCGGCUGUACGGUGAAGUCUCGGCUCUGCAGCUGCAACGCGAUGACGCACUGCGGCAAUACGAGCAGCUCACGUCUCGCCUGCAGCGUGACCGCGAUCAGCAGCUCGUGGAGGCGCAGCGACAGGUGCAGACGGCGCAGCGCAGCCUGGCCGACGUGCGCGUGCGGUGCGAGGAGUUGGAGGCAGCGAAGUCGACGCAGGACGCGUCGCUGCGCCAGACACGGGAGGAGCUGCGCCGGGCACAGCAGGAGGCUCAGCAGACCCGCCUUAGUUUCGACAGUCAGACGCGAAAGCUGGCAUCACUGCAGCAGCAGCUGGCCGACGCCACGGUUCGCGUGACGGCAGCAGAGGAGGAGCGGAAGAGCGCCGUCGAACAGGAACAGCGACGCACGGCCGACCUGGAGGCGAGCGUCGCACAGGCGCUGCAGGACGUUCAGGCUGCCCGAGAAGAGGCCUACGCAGAGGUGGCGGAGGUGCAGCGCAAAUAUGUACAGUUGCAGGACCGUUACCAACAGGCCCAGGAUCAGCUACGGGUGCGGCAGCAGGCUCUGGACGCGAAGGAGCGGGCGUGCGGCAUCGCCGAGCUGCAGCUCGGACGGCUGGAGGAAGGGCUAGAGGCACACAAGCGGCAGCUUGUUGAGGGCGAUCGCCGCAUCCAGCAGCUGGAAGCGCUGCUCGGCGAGGCGCGUCAGCAGCAGCGUAGCUCGUGCAUCUCGCUGGAGCAGUUCAAAAUUCAAAACACGCAACUGACGCGUGCGCGCGACCAAUUAGCCGAGCUGCUGCAAGCCAGAUCGUUUUGA